AUGGGAGCCGUUGUUUCUUGUAUCACUGGCAUGUUCCGCGCCAUCGGUGCUGGUCUCAUGGCCGUCGUCAACGGAAUCGGAGCCAUCCUCACCGGUAUCAUCAACGCCAUCGUCGCUUUCUUCGAUGUCCUCAUCUCCUGCUUGACUUGCGGAAGCUGCGGCGGUCGGAGAAGAGGUAGACGUACGACAAGUCAUGUCUAGAAGGGUCCCUUGCCUUUGCGCGAGGGGUACCUUCUAGUAUUCACCAUCUCUCAACAUGACCAAUCAACCUACAGUUGAGGAGAUGAGAUGGGGGAAGGAGUAGUGCAUGCGAUGUU
This is a messenger RNA of Botrytis sinoallii, 317 nucleotides long. RefSeq lists its product as uncharacterized. Bases 1 to 201 code for a protein of 66 amino acids. Lineage: Eukaryota; Fungi; Ascomycota; Leotiomycetes; Helotiales; Sclerotiniaceae. The record is from RefSeq and is a predicted model, not a curated record. The transcript has 2 exons.